AUGGGAUCAUCAGCCCUAGUCGUUGCGACUUUGGCUGUACUUCUGCUAACUGGGCAUACUACCGCAGAGACAGGAACCUGCUCGGAAACCAAGGACUGUGUAUCUGGAUGCUGCAGCACGAGCGGAUAUUGCGGUUUUGGUCCAACCUUUUGCGGGACAGGAAACUGCACAAGCACCUGUGAUGCUGUCGCCGAAUGUGGUCAAUACGCUCCAAGUGGUAGCUACGACUGUCCUCUCAACGUGUGCUGUUCGCAAUAUGGCUUCUGCGGCACGACCUCCGAAUUUUGUGGGACUGGAUGUGUAAAAGGAUGCGACGAAGUCAAGGAACCGUCAUGCUCAGGCUCUAGCAGUGAAGAGAGGGUGAUUGGUUACUAUGAAAGUUGGUCGUAUGGCCGCAAAUGCAACUCUUGGUCACCGGAAGAUAUCACUGUUGGUGUCUGGACUCACCUAAACUACGGAUUUGCCCUGAUUGGAUCUGAUUACCGCAUCUCCCAAAUGAACUCAUAUGAUGAGGAUUUGUACCCCCGAUUCACCAACUUGAAAUCAUCUUCACCUGGGCUUCAAGUAUUCAUUUCGGUCGGUGGAUGGGAUGCGGGUGGCUCUAUCUGGUCUGAUAUGGUGAGCACAGAGGCCAACCGCGCGACGUUUAUCGAUUCGGCAAUAUCGCUCAUGAAGACCUAUGGCUUUGACGGCAUUGACCUCGACUGGGAGUAUCCCGCUGCCAGUGAUCGUGGUGGAGUUGCUGCUGACACUGAUAACUUUGUCACUUUCUUGAAAGAGCUGAAAGUCGCCUGUGGCAGCAAAUAUGGAAUUUCCGCCACUUUACCAUCAUCAUACUGGUAUAUGCAGGGCUUUGAUGUUGUUGGUAUGGAGCCGUAUGUGGACUGGUUCAACUUUAUGAGUUAUGAUAUCCACGGCACAUGGGAUGGCGACAACCCGUAUACAUCUGCCGUUGUGCAGCCACACACUAACUUGACGGAAAUUACUCAGGGUCUCGACCUUCUAUGGCGAAACAAUAUCAGCCCUUCGAAGGUCGUUUUAGGAGAGGCUUUCUAUGGUCGCUCAUUCACGCUUUCCGACACCUCUUGUACUAAACCUGGCUGUCCAUUCAGUGGAGGUGGCACGGCUGGCAGAUGUACCGCGACAUCUGGUAUCCUCUCAAAAUCCGAGAUUCAGCAGAUUAUCUCUGACAAUGAUCUUACUCCCAUUCUGCUGAAAGAAGCGGCGGUCAAGUACAUCACUUGGGAUAAAGACCAAUGGGUGUCAUAUGACGAUGAAGAAACCCUCGAAAUGAAAAAGAAAUACGCGAAUGGUAAAUGCUUAGGUGGCCGCAUGGUCUGGGCUGUGGAUCUAGACGACGUGGACACAAAGGCAUCUGUGUCAGACCUCACCCUGUCAGGUCUUCGCUCCAUUGGUGAUGAUGUGACUAUCAACCGUCCGUAUGGGCUUCGCAAACUCGCCGCGACAAAGUCACAGAACAGUGUCAACCUCUUGGCAUACUGGUCUGACUGUGCGGCCGAGCCUCAAUGUGAGGCUGGUUAUACAUCUUGGACACAAGGACACGGAAAGGUAUUCGAUAUAGAUACUGGAGUCUACUCCGGAGACGGCUGCCACGGCGGUGGGAAUGGGUACAAUCGCGCUUUUUGUGUCGAAUCUGAUGUCCAGCUCAACAAUUGCUUCUGGGUUGGCAAACCAAAGGACUGCAAACAGACAUGUCCCUCUGGAAUGACACUUCUCACCCAGAACACGCAUAUAGCUGGGAUGAAAACUGGAUGCAAGAAUGGCCACUUCUCCAGUUUCUGCUGUGAAUCUAUUACGACCAACUACCUCAUCAACUGUGAACAAAAAAUUCUUGACAACCUACUCACGGGUGGGCUGGGUAUCCAGCACAGGCGGUUUGACUCCUUACUUGCUGACUUGCCCAAGCAAGCUGUACAGGAGUGCAUUGAUGAUGACAUGAACUCUCUUAGUGGGAUCCGUGCUGAAAAUUAUAUCAUGAAUAACGUCCCAGGAUACUAG
Penicillium chermesinum is the source of this 2019-nucleotide messenger RNA. RefSeq lists its product as uncharacterized. The record is from RefSeq and is a predicted model, not a curated record. Lineage: Eukaryota; Fungi; Ascomycota; Eurotiomycetes; Eurotiales; Aspergillaceae. Bases 1 to 2019 code for a protein of 672 amino acids. The transcript is spliced from 6 exons. Gene Ontology annotation, biological process: carbohydrate metabolic process. Gene Ontology annotation, molecular function: chitin binding; hydrolase activity, hydrolyzing O-glycosyl compounds.